UCACUUCCGAAGUUCAUCGGAAAUCUCACAUCAUUGCAGUCUCUUUACCUCUUUCGCUGCACUUCUUUGGCAUCACUUCCGGAGUCCAUCGGAAAUCUCACAUCUUUACAGUCUCUUUACCUCUCUGUCUGCACUUCUUUGGCAUCACUUUCGGAGUCCAUCGGAAAUCUCACAUCAUUGCAGUCUCUUGACCUCUCUGGCUGCACUUCUUUGGCAUCACUUUUGGAGUCCAUCGGAAAUCUCACAUCAUUGCAGUCUCUUGACCUCUCUGGCUGCACUUCUUUGGCAUCACUCCCGGAGUCCAUCGGAAAUCUCACAUCAUUGCAGUCUCUUGACCUCUCUGGCUGCACUUCUUUGGCAUCACCUCCGCAAUCCAUCGGAAAUCUUACAUCAUUGCAGUCUCUUGACCUCUCUGGUUGCACUUCUUUGGCAUCACUUCCGGAGUCCAUCGGAAAUCUCACAUCUUUACAGUCUCUUUACCUCUCUGUCUGCACUUCUUUGGCAUCACUUUCGGAGUCCAUCGGAAAUCUCACAUCAUUGCAGUCUCUUGACCUCUCUGGCUGCACUUCUUUGGCAUCACUUUUGGAGUCCAUCGGAAAUCUCACAUCAUUGCAGUCUCUUGACCUCUCUGGCUGCACUUCUUUGGCAUCACUC
Molecule: messenger RNA, 654 nt
Organism: Neltuma alba
Lineage: Eukaryota; Viridiplantae; Streptophyta; Magnoliopsida; Fabales; Fabaceae
Product: disease resistance protein TAO1-like
Exons: 1
Source: RefSeq, a predicted model, not a curated record